AUGCAUACCAGCCGCUUCUUUCGCGAUGAGCAUGAGGAAACUCCUCCAGAGAGCGGUUCUGAAGAGGUGGCCAUGGCUCAGGCCUUGGCGAAGCUGUGCAGCUCGGCACAGGCCAGGCGUCGCAGUGAAGAGCGUCUCAAACUCUGCCGGGAUUUGCUUUCCAAGAUCCAGGUGGCCACACCCACGGCUGAGGCCUCUCUGCGGGUGCUUUGGGCAGAACUGCGCGUGCUCAGAACUCGCGUCCGACCCACCCAGACCUCCAACGAGGCUUUGCAGCUGCAACUGAGAGUGGCCGAACGCGCCCGCGUGGCCUUUGGUUGGUCCAUGGGACGCUCCUGGGCCAAAGGAGCCCAAAAGAAGGCCGUCGAUGAGGAAGGCGCCCCAUCCACGGCGACGGAGACCGCCACGCCGGUCCCGCGCCGCGCGCCACGGUCUCGACCGCCGCGCCGCGGCGCAGGACGCCGUGUGUCCCGUUCGUCCCAUCCGAAGCGCGCCAAGCGAGAGCCGGACGGAGCGACCACCGAAGAGGCCUUACCCGCCUUACCGGCCUCCAAUGCACCGAUCGCAUCAGAGGUCCAAACGUCCGCGGCGUCUUCAGCCCUCUCCAUGCAGACCUCUGAGAAGCAUGCGCCCGAAGCGGCUGAUCAGUCGGACAGCGAUGUCAUUGUAGAGGAGGACCAGUCCGUCGUGGACCCAAAGAUGGUUGAUGCGGCUGACGCGGAGUCCUGGUCGAAGCUGGGAGACACCGUCUUAGAGGAGCUCUUCCAUCGGAAAAGCCGCGGAGGUGAGACGGUCUCGGGAUGCCCUUGGUGUGAGCGAAGGGCGGCGGCGCAGUCUCCACAGUCUCCGGCGUGCCAGGCUUCCAGAAAGCCGCUCGCGACGAGGCCAAAAGAGCCACCUUCCGUGGAAGAGAUGUCUUUGACGUCGCCUCCAGACGAGGCUCCCUCGAGCUUGGAGCAGCUGCGGGGCCGCUGUGCACUCUUCCGGCAGGGCCACUACAGGCACCUGUGUUCAGAGCUUUGCUACUUCCGGGAGUUCGAAGCGGCCCGACAGCUCAGAGCCUUGCAGGAUCGUGCCAUGACCACCGGUGUGCCUUGGUCCUGGCUGACGGCCCGGUUGGCCUCCAGCCACAGGCCUCCAUACUGGUGUGUGGUCUUCCAUGAAGCUUCGGGAGCUGUUUUGGGCUCCAGUCGCUGUGCGUGGCAAAGACUUCAGCCGGGGGAACUGAACAUAACAAUCCUGACAUCCUUUGAUCUCGUGAAGCAGCCGAAGGAGGCCCAGCUAUAUGGUCCCAUGGCGGCCCUUCGUGCUGCGAUGCUUCUUCCGCCGCUCGCGCUGUCCACGGCGCGGCCGAGCCGUCAACGGGCGUGCGACUUCGACGAGGUCUCGCAGGACUUCAUCGAAAGUGCCACGGCCGGAUGGACCGCGGAUGGGCCGCUCAGAGGUCGUGGAAGCCUCCUGUCAGACUUACCGGGCCCUGUGAUCCUCCGCGGCGUGCUCCAGGAUAUGCUUCCUUCCGGGAAGAAGGACUACUUCCUGCAGACCUUUGCCAACGAAAGUGUCCUGCUGACACGAAACGUGGAGUUCCAAAGUAUGACUGGCACGAAGCCUGAGAGCUUCCUGUCCAAAAUCGAAGACUGGGUUCGGUCCUGGGAGCAGCCUGGAAGCAUCCGCUACCUUUUCUCCUUCUUGCAUGAUAGUGAGCACUAUCAUUUGCAACAGAGACUGCUCCAGGUGUAUCCAAUACCAGAGUUCCUGCAGAAGCACAGCGUGAGCAGUCGGUUUAUGGUGCUGGGUUCCAAGACCAAAGGCGUCGCCCUGCACCAACACUUCCUCAGCUGGCUGGGACUUUUGGCCGGUGCCAAGCGCUGGUUCGUUUUCCCACCCAGUGCCCAGCUGGAAGACGUGUCGCAUCACCACCAGCCGAUGGCGGAGUUGGAGAGACGACCUGGUGUGGCGAGCUGCGUGCAGCAUGAGGGUGACGUCGUGAUUCUGCCUGGUGGCUGGUGGCAUGCCACUUAUGAUCGCUCGGACUGGACGUUUGGACUUGGUGCACAGCAGUACAACCCCAAUGACGAUGAACGGCUUUACGCCGCCUCUGUGGGCAAUGUGAGCCGUCUGAAGAAGGUGAAAGCAACGAAUGCCUUGCUGAAGCAAGCAGCUGAGUACGGACACACAGAGGCAGUGGAGCUUCUGGUGAAGAAGGCGCCCAUGGGGGAUACUUUGCACACGGCCUGCCACAAGGGCCAUUUGCCGGUGGUGCAGCUGUUGCUCGCCCAUCGGGCAGAUGUGAACCUGCAGGAUGACCUUGGGGAUCGCCCUUUGAACUCUGCGGUGAUGGCAGGGAAGAGUGACGUGGUGGAGGUGCUGGUUCAACACCGCGCCGACGUGAACUGGCGGCGGAACAAGAAGAAGGAACCCUUGCUUCACAGUGCUGCUCGUUUUGGACACGUGCCGGUGAUUCGAGCGCUGCUCCAGAGCAACGCUGUGCUGCGGCAGCGGCUGAAAGGCGCAGGUGAGGCCAUCCACGACGCCGCCCACUUCGGGCACCGGGCCGCCCUGAGGGAACUCGUGGCGCAACGAGCCGACCCGUUCGCUUCAACAGCACGCGGGAGCACCACACCACUGCAGCUGGCGAUGGAAGCUGGGCACCAGCCGGUGUUGCAGUUGCUGCAGGAGUUGGCCGUGCGUCCGGAGCUUUAG
Molecule: messenger RNA, 2703 nt
Organism: Durusdinium trenchii
Lineage: Eukaryota; Dinophyceae; Suessiales; Symbiodiniaceae
Source: the annotation of a GenBank genome assembly